This is a messenger RNA of Penicillium expansum, 1788 nucleotides long. Its product is annotated as Multicopper oxidase, type 3. The transcript has 8 exons. The record is from RefSeq and is a predicted model, not a curated record. Lineage: Eukaryota; Fungi; Ascomycota; Eurotiomycetes; Eurotiales; Aspergillaceae. Gene Ontology annotation, molecular function: copper ion binding; oxidoreductase activity. Bases 1 to 1788 code for a protein of 595 amino acids.
AUGCCGGGGCUGUCACAACGGCCAUGGCCGAUCCAAAACAUUCAGGAUGAGGCCAUCUCUGAGCGACCGCGGAUAGAGCUUCACCCGCAGGAUCAUGUGUACCGGGAGCCGGCGACUCAAUAUUUGGAUUGGCGUGUGACCUCGGAAUUUCGCAGACCAGAUGGUGUAUCGAAGCGGGUCUAUCUCAUCAACGGCCUGUUCCCUGGACCGACGGUGGAGGUCCGCUCUGGUGACACCUUGAUUAUCACUGUUACCAAUGCCUUAUCGGAUGAUUUGAUUGCUAUUCAUUGGCACGGCCUUCAUGUGGCAAAUGCCAUGGAUGGUGCAGCGGGUAUCUCACAAUGUGCCGUAAAUCCUGGAGGACAGUUUGUCUACAACUUGACGAUUCCAUCCGAUCAGAGUGGUACUUUCUGGUACCAUGCCCAUUCGGGGGUUUCACGGGGGGAUGGCCUUUAUGGUGGGCUAGUCGUCCAUGCACCAGCUUCCAAAUCGACCGUUCGGGGCUUACUACCCCAGAGGGAUGAUAAUCCCCUCCGUUAUACUUAUGAUAGAGAACUUUUGCUUCUCAUUGGGGACUGGUACCAUCGCCCUGCGGGUGAUGUUCUUGAAUGGUAUAUGGACCCGGGGAAUUUUGGAAACGAGCCUGUUCCUGAUUCCAUGCUCAUUAAUGGGGCAGGAUAUUUUGACUGCACGAUGGCGGUCCCUGCUAGGCCAGUGGACUGCAUCGAUCAGCAGGUGAAUACUUCAUUUAUCGACCUCGACCCCAACGCGACAUAUCGAAUUCGCGUGGUCAACACUGGAGCUCUAGCUGGACUGAGUCUCAUUUUCGACAACCAUCUCCUGGAUCUGCUUCAGGUUGAUAGUGUAGAUGUGGCACGCUCCAACAAGACAAAUAGAAAUUCCAUCGGCACACUUUUCCCUGGACAACGCAUGGACUUUGUUCUUCAGCCAUUGUUACCGAUCUCUGAAAAGCAGUCACACAUGAGGGUUCGGUUAGAUCAAGAUUCCUUCAAUUAUGCCAACCCGGCAUUGACGCCAGAUCAAACCUUCCCCAUCAACUACCGUUCCGAUGCCGUCGAGGGACCCCCAAUCGAGGCCCACCAUCUCAACAUCGGAGAAGCGCCUUCUGCGCCCUCUAUUCUCAGUUCCAUCCCCCCCACUGCGCAACAAACACACGUGGUGUACACCAAGAUCCAGAAAAUGGCCCGAUAUUCUAAUAAGCCAUUCGGUUACUUCAAUCAAACUACCUGGAAACCCCAGCAAGACCCACCUAUCCCACUGGCCUCAAUACCACGAACCAGAUGGGACGCAAACCAAUUCGCAAUAACCACGGGGCCGGAGCCUACAUGGAUAGACCUAGUAGUCAACAAUCUAGACGAUGGGUCCCACCCUUUCCACAUGCACGGACACCACUUCUACGUACUGGCAGUGCACCAAGCCGAAUUUGGCUGGGGCUCCUACAAUCCCUUCAUUGACAAAAUCCCACCCCACCUAGAACCUGACUUAGGUAAGUUGAGAAAUAGCACAGAUGACGCCCGGAACCCCAACACUGGUUAUAAUUCCGGUCUGUACGACACCUCCCGGGCUGCUUUCCGUGACACAGUCCAGAUCCCAAGUCGCGGCUAUGCUGUUCUCCGUUUCCGGGCAGAUAACCCUGGUGUUUGGCUGUUUCAUUGUCAUAUGCUCUGGCAUUCGGCCACGGGUAUGGUCAUGUUGAUCGAUGUGCAGGGGGACCCGGCGGGAUUAGCUGCGCACGCUGGCAGCGGAGGAUUAUGUCCUGCUUCUUAA